This is a messenger RNA of Cotesia congregata, 11484 nucleotides long. NCBI's taxonomy places the organism in Eukaryota, Metazoa, Arthropoda, Insecta, Hymenoptera, Braconidae. The record is from the annotation of a GenBank genome assembly.
AUGGACUCUGUAAAAGAGUUUAUGAAUAUUUUUUCAAGAUGUUGGAAAGAGAGACGAGGUGAAGAGUUAGAAAGAUUAUUUAAAGAUGGACCACAAUAUUUUCAGGAUGUGCCGCAGAGUUUCAAAGCUCUUGCUCUCAUCACAGUCUUCGACAAGAAAAACGGUCUAACAGUGUUUUUAACCAAAGAAAUCGAUCGACCGGUGAUAGACAAAAAUCUUCAGCUGUCGUUUCAUGCUGCGUUUCAUUUAAUACAAUUCUUCAUCAAUGAGUAUUCAGAUGUACUUCUACCUCAUGUUAUACUAAUCAAAAAAUUAUGUACUUUUAUAGCAACUUUAAAAACAGCUGCUUAUUUACAUCGUAUUUCUUGUAUGACACUCAUAAUGUUGAUAGAAAAGUUCCACACAAUGGACUUACAACUUGAUGAAACUUUAUGUUAUUGGUUGACUAAAUUUAAUUUGUUUAGUGACAAAGGAGUAAUCGUGCGUUAUUAUCCAGACAUAGAAAUUAUAAAUGAACAAAAAGAUUUAAUCAAAAAUUGUGCCAUGAAAUUACUUGAUAAAAUGUACAAUACAAUGCGAUAUGAAAAACCUCACAUUCUACAAACUAAUAUCGAAUCACUUAUGGACUUACUCUACAAUUUUCCCCCGGAUGAAAAUGAUCCAGAAAUAAUAAAAUUUUAUGAGCGAGUUAAAGAAGUAGUAGAAGGUGCAGGAGAAGCCUCAAAAAGCGGCAUCAUAAGAGCUCUGAUAAAACUGAUGACCCAGCAGAUGUUUACCUUCAAAAAUUUAGUAUUCCGAGAUCACGAGUUUUGGCAAAACAAAUUAAAAUGUUAUCGCGAUGACGAACAGUAUAGUGACCUUGCAACACCAGCUUUACAAGUUUACUAUGAAGUAAUAGCCAAAGUUUUGAGUGAACGAGCUCAUGAGAAUAACCAGAACGUCAAAGCAGUACUUCAUAGCUUGAAAGGUAUGUUCGUGAGUAAUCUGACAGAAGACCUAAUGCUCAAAGACUUACGUUUGAAUAUCAACGGACUGAGUCAGUUUGCCGAGCCGAUUAAAAAAGCAUACAAUGAUAUAGUAGUUGAAGAAAUUUAUUCUUUGGUAGCAAGUCAUGUUAUGCCUCUUUACUUCAGUGAAGAAGAAGCGCAUGAAUAUUUCGAAGACAUUUCAGACUACCAAGAAUCUUUGUCACGGAUUCUUGUAAAUAUAUCAAACAUAUCACACGACCAAAUUAAAGCAAUAUUAAAACUCAGCAUACUUUUAAUUAAAAGAUAUCCUGAGUUAUCUCCUUUAAGUCAACGAAAUGCAAUCGACUCAUUAAAACGAACUUUUUCAAAUAUUAGUAAAUUUAAACUACGCGUUUCUCAGGAGUAUAUAAAAAAUCUAGUCUUUGAAAGUAUUGUAUGGAGUUGUUCUCACAGUCUUCUGAUAGACGCUGAGCACCAACGGGACAUUGAAAAUUUACCAAAGCGCCCACUUUGCUACAAAGAUUACGUACCUCUGUGGAAAGGCUUACUCAACUCAACAAACGACGAAAUAUCGGUACAACAGCAGGUGGUCAAUGAAAUAAUAGAGGCGUGCAUUGAAUUGAUAAAAACUCUUAAUUUGAAGAUAAAAACCCGUGAAGAUAAUACAUUCUCCGACAUCGCCGCUUCUCAGAUCGCAGAAAAUGAAACUGACUUCCGCAUCUUUCACAACAUGGUCGACCUGUACGAUGAAAUAUUUGAAGACAUAAUUCCUUACGACCCGAAGGACAAAUUUACUCGCUUUUUGUACCAAGUAAUUCGUGCUUCCUACCAGUAUCCUCUGAUAGCAGGAUUUUAUCGACUAACCGAUCGUAUUUUGAACGCUAAGUACUUUAUUGAAGACUACAUAGAAGACAAAGAACUUAACAAAAUGGUCGUCCAGUAUUUACAAAAUACGAUAGACUCUAUCGGUAAAUUCCCCCAAGAGCUUCAAGUUUCUUGCAUUCACCUCGUUCUGCAUACUCCAGUAGUUUUUCUGUCCUAUUUGAUAGAUCAGUCCAUACCGAUAUUUAAAAUAGCUUUGACGAUAGGUCUUAGCGACUACGAUUUAGCGAAUAGUGCCUUGACUGCGCUGGAAAACUAUGUCUGCACUAUUAACAGUGAAAAAUUGAAUGAGUUUGUAAGAGAACUGCUACCUAACUUAGAAAUGUACUUGCGAAGUAAAGAGAGUUUUCAAAUAUACAACGAAUCGUUUGAUGCGAAUGAAAAGUCAGUAUUUAACAACGAUGAAGGCUUGGAAAAGCUUCAAAAAAGAAUUCUGCUACUGUUCGGACGCUUUGAACAGUCGACAGUGCUAGAAUUUUUGUAUACUCAGUCUUUAAACACCGGAGCAUCUUGGGAUAAGAAGGAUCUUCUGAAAUAUUCCUUACAUUUUCCCGACUACACAUUAGAUGUCUACUUGGACACAAUGCUGCCUCGUAUAGUGGAAUUGGCAGUAAAUUCCAGCGAUAGACGGAGCAAAGUCGCGGCUAGUGAAGUACUUCAUUCAUUGGUCUCGAUAGUUUUGGGCAAAACCGUACAAUAUUUAUCUGCAGACGCAGAUCGUUUUGCUCCGCUCUACAAAACUCUUUGCCCUGUACUUUUGAGACUUGGCUGUGAUGCAGAUGAUGUGAUACGUCAGAUCUUCAAUCCGUUGGUGCUGCAAUUAACUCACUGGUUAAGUUCAAAAUUAAUGUUGUACUCGCCAUCAGUUUGUUACUUGGUAGACGCUCUUUUUGACGGACUCAGUGACGAAACAAAUUCAACGUUAAGAGAUUUUUCUGGGGUUUGUCUUGCUGAGUUUGCUAAAUGGACGAUAAAACAGUCUACAGAUCAAGAUUUACUGCGCGCUCCGAUAAACAUUAACACUAUUGUAGAAAAUAUUACAAACUUCGCGCUUCAUCCAUCGAAAAAUCGGCGUAUUGCUGCGGCAAUCGCUUUCAAUUAUUUACACAAGACCUUAGCUACUCAUCAAGAAAUAGUAAGUGUUUUUUGGCUUGAAUUAUUGUAUGCUUUUAUGAAAAGUCUCAAUGGUUGUCAUGACACCAGUAUUCAGAUAUCUUUAGAGAAUGUUAAGAAAGUUUUGAUGAACAGAUCACGGAUUUUUAACCAAAUUGAACCACGCAGAAAAGUGCCCGUUGAAUUUGAAGGUGGAACACUUGAGGAUACAGUCAAUUGGUUGCUUUACCAAUGUGAAUCGCUGGACACUAAUGUCAGAAAAAAAUCAAUGGAGCUAUUUGUCGCGCUGUCGUCAAAAGUAGAAGCUCAUAAAUCACCCAAAAAUUUUAUGAUGGCUUUCUUGGAGAACGAUGGAAUACAAGGGCUCAAUACAAUUAUUUUAAAAGACUCGGCUGACGUAAUGUUUGAAAUUAAUUUAAACUCGGAAAAAGCAGAGAAAUUUUUGAAAAUCAUUUUGCGUAUGCUAGAUUGCUACAUUUGGAUUCUUCGGGCAGAUUUGAUCGACGGGGACAAUCUUUUGUUCGAGCCCGUCAACCUGGAACGAAGAAGAAUUUUUAAUUGCAUCAAAUGUUUCAUUGAGUCUGUGUUAAAUCUGCAAGAUGAAGAAAAUAAUUUCAUUCAAUGUCUUGCAAAAAUAAAUGGUUUAGUUUGCGAAGCAAUACUCAUUUUGUUUGAUUUUAUUAUUGUGAUUUUGACGACGGAAUUUUUGGAAAAAAACUGGGCGCUUCAGGAAUUAUUUAACCAAAAUUUGUACUCAUUAAUUUCUAGAUGUGUGAUAGAACCUCACAAAGUUGGAUUCGAUGUAAAGAAUCUAUUGGCUACGGAAUCACUGCCUUUAAAACUCGAGGAACUUUUGAUUACUCUUAAAACAAAACUCCCUGGAGAGUAUUUGAAUUGUAUGGAAAAUGAAUUAAAGAGUACUGUUGAAAAUUUGUGUCCGUUUUUAUUUAAUUUUGAAGAAGAUCAAAAUUAUAAGUUACAAGUAAAUUCAGUAAAAGGAUUAUUGUUACUAAAUAAAUGUAAAAUUUUGCAUAAAUUAAAAGUGACAAACUUGUCUUCUCACACCUCAGAAGCAAUUGAUCAAAUUUUCAAUAGUUUAAAGGUCGGAGAAUCUGAUCAAUGGUACAUUGAAUUGAGCUCCGACAAGAAAAAAUACUUUGAGGUUUUGUUAAAACUGUUACUCAGCUAUCAAUCCAAAGCGGUGAGUAAAAUUAUCGGAAGAUUGAUAGCGGACAGAAAUCUGGAGGGAGCACCACAAUCAAAGAUCACCCAUGGUGAAUAUUUCUUCAACACUUUUAGAGAUGUAUUGAUUCCAUGUCUGUUGAAUGACAUUGAUGAUACGAUGAAAGAACUAACCAAUUUACUGCAAAUAAAUGCAGAUGUUUCUCUUUUCAUUACUGAAGAAAUGGUGGUAUGGGUUCUAAAGCACAAAAAUGAUUACCAAGAUAUUCUAGAACAGCUAUCUGAUGAGUUAAUCGGCAGGUUUGAAGAUUACAAGCGUGUACUGAAUAAUUUAGAAAUGCGAAAAAAAUUAUUUAGAAGUAUUUUCCGUACUGUUGUGCGUUUCAAAAAUAAUCCUUUGGAAAUAUCGUUCGCACGAGGACCAAUGUAUGCUUGGAUUUUGAAGGAGUUGAAUGAAACUAACGACCUUUUGAAAAAAAUCAAUGUGUUGAGUGAUUUUCUAAUUUGUUUAACUGGAGAAAACAGUCAUUCACCCGAAAUAAGAGUUUUGUUGGACGGUUUGAAGCAAGCACGUGAAGCUGAAUGUACUGGUGGGAUCACAGGAAAAACUCUUAUGAAUUCCAAAAUAAAAGAAUGCUUACAGAAAUUGAUAGUUUUACUGCCAAUAACAAAAUCUACGGACGUGUUUUACGCGACGAUUAAUUUCUCAAUAGGUGUUGGAGAUUAUUUAUUCAACGAAGCGACUUUUACGUGCAUAGAUAAUUUCUUCAGUCACGUUGUUCACGACGCCUUGGAACAUAUUGAGGUGGCGUACGACUUAUUCAUGACAAAGACAAUUGUGAGAGAAAGACUAGAUGUACUGAAACAUUUUCUUCUUCCUGGUCUUCGAGCUUGUAAUUCUUUCACAAGAGAACAGUUUUUUAAUAAAUAUAUAAAAGAUAUAUUUGGAACAAUUAUUCGAACUACCACAAACAAUUUAGCAGAUGACAAAAAAUUGAUUGUGUCACAAAUUGGCUGCUACAAUUUCAUCGAAUUGAUGUUCUCUAAUUUAAGUCUGGAAAAAAUAAACAACAAUGAAGGAGUUAUAGCCAAGAGCAUUUUAGGAAAUUCAUCAAAUGAAUUAGUAACUCAGCGAAUUUUUAAGUGUACUUACCAAAUCCGUAGUUUUAAAUCUUCCGUACUAGACUUCCAAGAAAUAGUUAGACUUCUUCACUGUGCAGCGUAUAAUUGCGCUAUAACGAUCGCCAGUGAAACUAAGGACUCGAAGUAUUAUUUGUCAUUGUUCGCUGAGAACCGAAGCAAUGGCCAAUUGAUUUGGGAGAAUAUAGUUGACUGCAAAAAAGUCUACGAAUUAUCGCAGACAUUUAAAGAGUACCCAAAGCAGCGGAAAAAGCUGGUUAAUAUCAGACAGGCGGUAAGAGAGCGGCAGAAUGAUCCGUCAGUUUAUACGUACAUCAAGAGUUACGAUUUAGCAACUUCAACGUUGAAUGAAAAUGUCUAUGCGCAUGACUUCAAUGAAGUUUCUUUGCGAGAGCCAUCUGCCGAAAAGUCAGUCACAGUUACGUUGGAAGUUGAUGACUUCAAUAACCAUGAAUGCAUGGCUCCGAUUUGUGCGAUUUUGGAAAUAAUAAGUGAAACUGGACCGGGAUUUAUUAUUCCAGAUCCUAAUAAUCCGCCAAGAGGACUGACUUUGUUCGCGGGAUCGAUGGGCCAUGUUCACAAAAAUGCAAAAUUGUUUAUGCUUAAAGUAAUUCUCAACAAUCAAAAGAUUUUCCGACCGUACGCUCGACUAUUUUUGGCCCAAAUAAUUGAUAUUAUUAUUCUAUUGCUUGAUGAUGGCCCGUUGAAUUAUAUAAUCACCGAUGGGCUGCUGAUGUUGGUGGAUUGGGCAGAAUUAGCGAUACCUGAUGAGAAAUUACGGCAACCAGCUAAUCAAUUAUUUUCUUUGCUGGUUGAUAAAGUUGAUGAAGGACUACCUAGUGAAUAUAUCAUUAGAUAUAAUUUCCGGAUUAUUGAAGUACUUAUUCAAGUAUGGCACAAGAUUCUUACUCUUCCACAAGGACUUGAACUUAGAAUGAAGUGUACACGUGACAAAGCUAUCAGGGUUAUUCUCAUUCUGUUGGCUAAUAAUAUGGCCACGGAUUUGAUUUGUCGCCCUGAUAUUCUCGAUUAUUUAAUAAACUCAUUAAAAGAGGAGUGGAAUGCCAGAGAAGAAGUUGUUCUUCACACUUGCGAAGCUAUUGGACUCUUUAUAAAGUUUUCUCGUACAGAAGAAAAUGAAGAUUUUGAAGUCGAAAGUGAUAUUACAGAGAAAAUUCAUCCUGUUUUACGGUCGCUGCAGCACAAAAAUUCAGACAGGCUUGUCAAGUGUAUUCAUGUUAUGGUUAAUGCUUACCCUCUGCUAGCAGGUGAAUUUUUUAAUCACAUAAUUGACAACUUUUCCAAAGUCGCGCCACCAAGUAUGGCGAAAUGUUUGGAAGUGUUUUUGCAGAGAAUACCACAUAUGAGCCCAGAAAAUAUAAUUCGUGAUCUAAAUUAUAUAAAAUUCUAUGAAUUACUGUCCAAUAAAGUGAUAUCAUGCGAGAAAGUGUGUCUUGAAAUAGUUGAAAAUCUCGUUGUAAUUAUUGAUCCUGCAAGAUUGGUUUCAAUUGCUGAAACUGUAGAAUCUUACGCUCAACAUGAAUCACCAGCUUAUCGUAAAUUGAUGUACAAUAUUUUUAUAAAUAUAUACAAAAAGUAUUCAGUAGAUAUCACGGAUCUUGCAGACAUUCAGAAGUUAGUUGAUAUGAGUAAAAAAAUUCUUCUACGCGGUUUACUUGAUCCUUUUGAAGAGCUCCAAUCAAAAUUAAUGACUUUCUGGACUGAAGAAGUAGGUUUGCGUGAAAAAUGUACUGAUAGAAUACUUGAUAUACUCGAUAUUUACUCACCAGAAGCUGAAAAAGAUUUCUUGACAAUUUUUGCCAUAAUAUUUUUACACAUGACCAAGAAAUCACCGAGUUACAACCAAGUAAUGUUUGAACCACUUAACCAGUCUUGUAAUUACCGCGAUUACGCCAUUGCCAUUUCGUGGAGAAUGAAAAAUCUUAGCUACAAAAUUCCACUAUUUACAUCUUCGUACGUGAAUCACUACAGCCAGAGACACUCAUUCUCCAGUUUAAAUGUAGAUAAUAUACCGGAAAAUGAUUCAGAUUUGAUGCUGCGAGCGACCAUGAAUACACCUGCAUCUUGGAUGGAUAGGUCUUUAACGAACGAAUCUUUCGUCGCUACACCAUCAACAUCUACUCUGCGUGUAGAUGAUGUUUUUGUUAUUCCAAAAACUCAGUCUCUCAACGUAAUUUCAAGGCGUUUUCCCAAAGAAUUUCCCGACAGCAAAACAACAAAUAUCAACAGAAAAUUAGAACACUAUCAUAAGCGAGAAGAAAUAUUACGCCAGCAAUUGAAUAAACAACGUAACGAUGUUAGAUUGAAUAGAACCUACAGAAUUGGUGACUUUCCCGACAUAUCAAUAACUCCUGAAGCAGUUCUUAUUCCGCUGCAAGAGCUUUUGAAAAAGGAUAAUCUGAUCUGCAAAGACUUGGCUGUUUCUAUGAUUCAUUCCUUGAUAGACCAAGUGCGUAACCAAUCUAGGACAAAAGGAGACAAUAAUUACAAUGAUUUUAUAAAAAAAUUUGAGCUUAAGUUAAAUACUAUUCUAGAAAAUCAUCGAGAAAGCGGUCAUAUAAUUGCUAUGAUAUUGGAAAUGAUGUUCCGAGUAGAAAAUAUUAAAUUUGACUCCAGUACAAUAGCUAGAGUUUCUAAAGCGACAGACUUUAACUGUCUUGGAGCGCUUUUGCUUGAGAGAAAUUUGAUAACUGGCUCCGAUGAACCUCCGACAAAAAAAAUACGUCUUAAUGAGUCCAGUGCUUCAGAAUCAUCGAUAACUGAAAGCGAUUUUACUGAUGAGUGGGUGCAAUUAGCAGAUCUUUAUGAGUCAACAAAUCAAGUUGAUGUUGUGCUGAGUAUUUUCCAAAAUCACGUUAGAAAUCUUCCAGAAUUGAGCCAAGCUUCUGCUGCUAGAGCAAACAAUAAAUGGGAAGAUGCAUUGCAAUCUUAUGAAGGCGCGCUAAAUCAUUAUAACCUUAAUAUCUCUGAAGCGGGUGUAAUUCAGCGACACUGUCAACAAUCAGUCUUCGAAUGUCUUGCGCGGCUCUCCAAUUGGGCGCAAAUCAUCGGAGAAAUUGAAUUAAAAGUUGAAAAUAAUAGCUUGGAAAGUUUUAUAGAAGUUGCUAAAUCUCCUGGCGGAUGGUUUGCACCCUGGUACUUCAAAGCUUUUAUUUACCAGUACUUUACGAUAGAUAGCAGGGACCAAGCUGAGUUCGAGCGUACUCGCAAAUUCAAUGAAGAUCUGGCAGUGUUUUUGAAAAUAGAAGCUAAAGUUAAAUUACUGAAGGAACUAUUUGCAGAAGACAUAGCGGCUGUUUGUGUGACUAGCAAUCAAGAGCGAUCUCAAGAUUUGAUCGACACUGCAUUAGACCAAGUGAGAGAACAGUGGUUCCAACUGAGUCCACUUUCAACGGCUCUCAGAUCACGCCAAGUUACCAAAUUACGCGGGAUAAGCAAUGUUGAUGUUUACUACAAAGCUACAGUAAGUAACCAAAAUAAAAAUUUAUCAAUUUUGAAGAAUUACUGGUCAACUAGUUACCCUCAUCAGCGAGAUGAUUUGCUGCCUUGGGAUAUGCACAUCGCUUGUCGGGAAAAUUUCUCCAAAUCUUUGAAAGAAAAUUUUAUGGAUGAGGAUUCAUCGAUGGAAGGAUUGGGAAAUGAGGUUGAAGGACUUUUGACUAAACUCAAGUUUCAUAUGAUUGAAGCAGCUUUUCAGCAACGAAACAAAUGUUUGAUGCGUAGAUAUUUAUUUUCUAUUGUUAAUUCUUCUGAUAAAUCGACUCCUGAAUUCACAUUGCAACGUGGGAAAUAUAAUAUUUUAUCAGCGCAAUUAGGCUCUGCUGAAGAUAAACUCAAGCAGUAUACUUUGUGCUGGAAUAGAGCACAAAGAAUUGUAAUUGAUGAAGAAACUGACAUCAACACGCGUAUCAACACUCGGCAGUUUAUCAGCGAAAUGGCGACUAAUUUAAUUGAUAUCGGUAGUAGUGAUCAACAACUGUUUCAACAGAUUGUUAAUAAAAUAGAACAGAAUAUUGUGGAAUACAUGGAAGAUUCCAAUGAUGUGAUCAAUGGCUUGAACUUAUGCAGCGUCAGUAAUCUCAAAGCAUGUUGCAUAGAAGCUUCACGCCAUUCUCUGGAAGAUAGCAAAGUUAGAGAUUGUUAUUUAAAAUUGUUGAAAUAUUGUCACGGAAAAAUACUCACUGGUGAAGUUAGCAGUGAUCUAAUCAAGGAGUUUGUGAAUUCUACGCUAAGAGCGAUGUUAUAUAACUCUCAGGAAGCAGCUAAUUACUUUCCUUGUUUGUUGAAUGUUGAUUACCUGCAAGAUGCAGAAACCAAACGAAUUUUCAAAGCACUGACUCAAAAAAUACCACUCUGGCGUUUUCUGAAGUGGCAAGCACAGUUAUUGUACAAUUUGUCGACUCCUUUAGAGGAUGUAGUAGCGCCGAUCAUUAGAAACUUGUUUCAAAAGUACCCCAAUGCGCUUAUUUACAGCCUGCGUUUGGCAAUGGACACUAAUCCUCAUGUUAAAAAUCACCCCGUGAUCCAGGAACAGAUGCAGUUGCUUAGCAACCAAGUUGAGCUGGAAAACUUUAUAGAAGCGAUGGAAUAUUUAGUGAAACCUGAAUUGUACUUACAGUAUUAUCUGAAAAAACUCAAAGGAAAUUCUGUGUUCAAUGCAGAGUCAUUUGAUUUUAUCCUGAAGAAGAUUUAUCCGGAUGUUAAGAGUUUGCAAGGAAAUUUGUACAAAAAAAUCAGUAAAUAUCAUGAAGAAAUUAAGCACUUUAAGACUAUUUCUCAAGAAGAGUUUGUGAAUCAUUUGAAUAAAAUAAUGCGGGAAUUGACGCUUCAGGCGGAGAAAUCUAAGGAUAGUAAUUCUUUGAAGGAUUACAGUCCUUGGUUGAGUAAUUUGAGUGGUACGGACAUUGAAAUUCCAGGGCAAUACUCUGGUGACAGUGAACCCUUUCCAAAGUAUCACGCGAAGAUUAUGAAAAUUGAGCCAAAGGUCCAUGUAAUUAAGUCCAAAAGCAAACCUAUAAAGAUAACGAUUAUUGGCAAUGAUGCGAAGAACUAUAAUUUUUUGGUCAAGUUUGGGGAAGACUUACGGCUUGACGAGAGAGUUGAACAGGCGUUUGGUAUUAUGAAUGAAAUUUUGAGGGCGGACAUUGCUUGCUCACAACGAAAUCUGACGAUAAAUACAUACCAAAUAAUUGCGCUGUCAGGGUCGUUGGGUCUGAUUCAGUGGAUUGACAAUACUAGAAGUCUUAAUGAGUAUAUUAAUUUCGAUAUGAAUGAAGAACAGAAGAAAAGACAUGGUCGUAUUAGGGAAGAAUAUGUCAGUUGGAUGGGAAGAGCAAGUCCUAAUGCUAAUCCAAUUGUUCAGUACAAAGAAGCUUUGAUUAAAUACAAUUCAGAAGCAGUUGUUGGUAAAAUGAAUGAAUUAAUUGCCAGGACAGAGUGGGACUUGUUAAGACGUACUUUUUUCAAACUUAAUCCUUCUUUGGAAAGCUUCAUUACCUCACGAAGGAAUUUUGUUGUUACUUACGCUACAAUGUGUGUUGCGCACUGGAUAUUGGGAAUUGGCGAUCGUCAUCUUGAGAACACUUUGAUUAAAGUCGAGUCCGGAAAAUGCACUGGAAUAGAUUUUGAAUCGGCUUUUGGAGGUGGAAUUGAUCAGGUUUUACCAGAAUGCAUGCCUUUCAGAUUGACGAGUCAGAUUAAGGGACUGAUGAAGCCGUUUGAUGAAAAUGAUGAGUUUAAAACUAUCAUGACUCUUGUUCUGACGGGUUUGAGAAAUUGCAAAGAGCCGCUUCUUGCGUACUUGGGAGUUGUUGCCAGUGAAAAUCUUAAUUGGAGUGAACAUGCUCAGCAGCUAAUGGAAAAAAUUCAACAUGAUUAUCAUACUACAAAUGUCAACUGGCUCCCGAAAAAUAAAUUUAAUUAUAUAUCGAGAAAAUUGAAUGGAGAGAAACCAUCAGAGAUAACUUUGAAAGAAUUAGAGAAUCAGCACUCUGAUGAAAAGUAUUACUCGCGAUAUUCUGCAAUUUUAAAAGGUAAAGAUGAUGAUCAGUCAUCGAUGAGGAUGAGAAUAAGAGACGGCAAUUUAACGCCAGAAGAACAGGUGAAAUGCUUGUUGGAUCAAGCAACAGAUUUAAAUAUCCUUGGUCGAACGUACGCUGGUUGGAGCCCAUGGAUAUAG